AUGCAAGGAGAAAAUCUUGUUAUGGUAGUUGAUGAUGAUGGAUGCUUUACAGAAAGAGUUAUUGAUUUCAUUGGUCAAUAUGUCAAAGAGGAUAAGAGCAAACUGAUCAAAUCUGGAAGCUUUACUCAUGCAUAUCCAUUUUGUUGGAGAUCUGAUACUCCUCUCACCAACAGAGCAGUUCCAGCUGAUUGUUCAAACAGGUUUCUUCUUCAUCGCAUGAAUAACGCUUUCCCUGAAAUGCCAUUUUUUGGGCUGGAACCCUGCUGGAUUGGCCAGCCUGAUCCAGAUCAUGAAAAAGCAUGUACUAUACGUGAUAAAGAGAUUAAGGAACAUGGUGAGAAAGAAAAAGACACAUCAGAAGACACAGAACAAAUAGAACAUGAUCAAGAAGAUAAAUAUUGUGAUAUGACAUAUCAUUUUUCCCAAAAUGAACCCCCAUGUACUCUUGAAGACUCUGUAGCUGAACUCUUUCAUCAAGAUGUACAUGGCCAAAUGCUUUGUCUUCGUAAGAAGGUGAAGGAAAGAUUGCGAAACUCAGAUGAUUACCAGUCAUUUUUGAAGUGCAUUGCACAAAGAGUAUUACUCGGCCACAAUUGCAAUCAAGGGUAA
Lactuca saligna is the source of this 609-nucleotide messenger RNA. NCBI's taxonomy places the organism in Eukaryota, Viridiplantae, Streptophyta, Magnoliopsida, Asterales, Asteraceae. The record is from the annotation of a GenBank genome assembly.